AUGCUGCUGUUUCAAAUGCAGUUUGAGCAUACUACGUCCUCCCGCGUCAAAGGGACUCCCGAGUUGAACUUGCGAGACCGAAUUCUCAAGAACGGGAUGGUGGAGUAUAAGAUCGCAGACAUGGGCCAAAUAAAACACUGUCUGGCGCCCAAGAUUGAUGAGGAGUCUUUUUUUGCGCUGGAUGCUGUGGAUAGCCUAGUGCACUGUGGUAUUCUUGUGAUGGAGGAGAUUCCCAGAGAUGAGCCAGUGUGUGAUCUCUGGAGGAGGCAUGACAUGCUGAGUUGGAAAGCAGCCAGUGACUCUGACCACAGCAGUGACUCCAACUGUGAAGAACCAGACACGCAGUUCUACAAGUCUCCAGCACUAAUUUACUCUCUCUCUCUCUCUCUCUCUCCCACUUUAGAGCUGACGAAUGGACAUAAGUGUGGAGGUCGCUGCCUGGGGCCGUUGACUUUUCACACGGAGGCUGUGGGGAAGCUGGUGACGCUGAGCCAGAACGCUCGUCGCGCGUCCAGAGAUGUGUCGUCUCCCAGAGACGGUCUGGUGUUCAGCAACCGUCCUGUGGUCAAGCGAGAAAAAGUGUGUUUGCGUGUGGAGCGCUGUGUGAUGGCAUGGCACGGCGCCAUUCGUGUCGGAUUCACCAAUGAGCCACCGGAAUCUGUAAAACUUACCUCGCUGGACAGUCCUGAACUGACAGACCAACCCGGUAUCACAGCCGUGGCAGUGCCUGCAGAAACCUGCUUCCCCGGCUCAAAGAUGAAGUUCUGGAUUGAAAGCGAUGGACUCCUGACUGUCCGAGCGCCCAACGGACUAAAGUACACAGCUCAGAGUGUAAACCUGGACCUCAACCGGCCAGUGUGGGCGAUGAUUGACGUUUAUGGACAGACUGCUACGGUGCUCUUACUGGGUUCAAAGAAGAAAGAUCAGAUUUUAGGCUCUAGUAAAUCGUCGUGCCCUGUUCCUUACAUCCCCCCGAACCCGACCGAGUCGGGUUAUGUGGACAAAACGAACAAGCCUCUGGAGUGUGGGGAAAACACAAGCCACAGUCAUCUUCUAUACCCUGAAAACAGAACAAAUACAGAACUGUACAUAGAACAAAGCGCAGUGUAUGUUUGAUAGACUGCCUGAGUGAGCUGUGCUCUA
Chanos chanos (milkfish) is the source of this 1143-nucleotide messenger RNA. Its product is annotated as E3 ubiquitin-protein ligase NEURL3-like. The coding region runs from base 1 to 1116 and encodes 371 amino acids. Lineage: Eukaryota; Metazoa; Chordata; Actinopteri; Gonorynchiformes; Chanidae. The record is from RefSeq and is a predicted model, not a curated record. The transcript is spliced from 7 exons. Gene Ontology annotation, molecular function: ubiquitin protein ligase activity. Gene Ontology annotation, biological process: ubiquitin-dependent endocytosis. Gene Ontology annotation, cellular component: early endosome.